AUGGGCGUUGGCUACUCAAAGACAAGCGCUGCUUCUGCCUUUGUGCUGCACAAUCCCACUGUGUCUUCGCUUGAUAUUCCUAUUCAGUUUUCUCCCAACCUGGUUAGGAAACUGCAAGGUGUUGAUGACCGGAUACUGCAUUCAUCUGCCGAGGAGGAUUACUCUUCUGAUGAUCUUGAUGCUAUUGUUCAAAAUCGUGUAAAAAAAGAACUAUCAUUUCAUCAACAGUCUCGUUUGAUCCAGGAACAGCGCUCUGUUGAGCAGGUCCGUCGCGAGGCUGAAGAUCUCAUUCGCAGACAAAACAAUAUUCCUAAAUUCGAACCAAAAGACGAGUAUCGCAUUGCCCAGGAUGAAGUCGUAAAGUGCUACAGGAAUAACCCCACUCGUGCACUUGACUGUUGGCAGCAGGUACAGACAUUCAAAGAUCUUGAAAAAAAGGCACUCAAGGAUUUUGUGGCCAGUGCUCAUUAG
Messenger RNA from Batrachochytrium dendrobatidis JAM81, 471 nucleotides. RefSeq lists its product as uncharacterized. The transcript is spliced from 6 exons. The record is from RefSeq and is a predicted model, not a curated record. Lineage: Eukaryota; Fungi; Chytridiomycota; Chytridiomycetes; Rhizophydiales. The coding region runs from base 1 to 471 and encodes 156 amino acids.